Puntigrus tetrazona (Sumatra barb) is the source of this 1588-nucleotide messenger RNA. Its product is annotated as adhesion G-protein coupled receptor G2-like. Gene Ontology annotation, cellular component: membrane. Gene Ontology annotation, molecular function: G protein-coupled receptor activity. Gene Ontology annotation, biological process: cell surface receptor signaling pathway; adenylate cyclase-activating G protein-coupled receptor signaling pathway. Lineage: Eukaryota; Metazoa; Chordata; Actinopteri; Cypriniformes; Cyprinidae. The coding region runs from base 145 to 1332 and encodes 395 amino acids. The transcript is spliced from 11 exons. The record is from RefSeq and is a predicted model, not a curated record.
CAGCUUCGUAUGCGAACGCAUCAACAACUCCUGGACUCCGGACUUCAGCUCAAGACUGGAAUAAUACAAUUAUUCGGGAUUUAAGAUUGAUUUCCAAAGCCUGCAGAAAACAAGAUAUAACACAGACAGCUGUCUCUGGGAAAGAUGUCUCAACAAAAGAAGAAUCUGCUGUGGCUCAUGAUCUCGAUCAUCUGUUAUGCUACGUGUGAGAUACCCAACUCAGAACCCUCAUCAGAUCAGCAAUUCUCUGGCAGCAGUAUCUCAACGGUUUCAGUUGUUAAAGGUACCUGUCCAUCAAUUGAUGGCAAGGAUGAAAAUGUCGAACCCUCAGAAGCAUCAGACUGCUUGGAACAACUGGAGUCUAACAUGGAAGACAUGGUAAUUAAGAAAAUAAGCAGAGCACAGUUUGCCGUGGGGGACGCUAUCGGUCUGCUCCAAAUACAUGACAAGAGCAUGACGACCCAAGACAUAUGCUACUCAUCAAAUACGAGCAUGAUCAACGUCGUUGACUGUCAAGAUAUCCAAAAUGCUAACUUUUCAUGGGCUGUAAAGAUUCCCAAGGAAGCAUUGAGUAAAUCACAACUAAAGAACAACGGAAAUGCGUUUGUCACAAUCCUAAGAUUGAUGAAUAUGAGAAACAAGAAUCAAACUAAAAACCAGACUGUUUUGAACAACAAGGUUUAUGGAAUAACAAUGAGUGCCAAUAUCUCCAACCUUACUGAUAAUAUUGAAAUGUUCAGUAAACAGAGUGGUCCGGUCAGUGAGGCAUCCUGCCAGUCUUGGAAUGGAAAAGGAGAGCUUAAUUGGACGACGUUCGGCUGUGAGACGGAAAUAAUCGAACAAUUCAACACUAUCAAGUGCUCCUGCUCACAUCUGACGUUCUUCGCAGUGCUGAUGACCCCUCCGUCUCAGUCAAACACAAAUGAAACAGCAAAGAAUCUGGAAACACUGACUUAUAUCACUUAUAUCGGCUGCGGCAUCUCCAUGUUUUUUCUGUCCAUCGCUUUAUUCAUGCAUUUCCUGUUACGGAAAGCCAAGUCAAACCAGGCCACGAAGAUCUUGAUGAACAUGUUUGGGUCUUUGUUUCUACUGAAUGCCUCGUUUUUGUCAAACGAGAGCGUCGCUAACACACAAGACAACGCUGCGUGCGUCUUCAUAGCGCUGCUCCUGCAUUACUCCAUGCUGGCCUCAUUCACCUGGUUCUUCAUUCAAGCUCUUCAUAUGUACUUAUGGCUCAUCAGACAGAACGUCACCAUCACAAACUACAUGAGGAAGAUCACCGUGUUGGGCUGGGACUGUCACGUUUUGAGGCACAGAAUAAAACAAUGGUGAGGAAGUCCACCCCUCAUACCAACGACCCGGUACUCUGCUUCACCCCAGCGGACGUGAGGAAAACACUUUAUAGAGUUAACCCACGGAAGUCUGCUGGACCGGACAACAUUCCAGGCAGAGUACUAAAGGAGUGUGCAGAGCAGCUAGCGGAUGUCUUCACUGAUAUCUUCAAUAUCUCUCGGAGCAGCUUUGUCUCUUUCCAAUGUGCCUCAAAACAACAACAGUUUUUUCCCACAAGCCAUCAGACUCCUCAAUA